Molecule: messenger RNA, 8539 nt
Organism: Alligator mississippiensis (American alligator)
Lineage: Eukaryota; Metazoa; Chordata; Crocodylia; Alligatoridae
Gene: CDK18
Product: cyclin dependent kinase 18
Exons: 16
Coding region: 385-1797 (470 amino acids)
Biological process (GO): protein phosphorylation
Cellular component (GO): nucleus; cytoplasm
Molecular function (GO): protein kinase activity; ATP binding
Source: RefSeq, a predicted model, not a curated record
UGGACUCUGCUAGAUGGCCCUCAGAGCCUUCUGGCGAGGCAGCUGCCUGCCAACUGCUUUCCUGCUAACCAGAGCCAGACGGUCCCUUAAUCUGCUGGCAAAUCUAUGCCUCUGGGCUUCGUCCAGGCUGCUGCUGGGCGAUGCAGUCAGGGGACGGGGUAGAGGUGCCUGCAGCACUCCCCACAGCCCUGGAGACCACCGGGAUGCUAUGGCUGUGCCCUCACUCUCUCCUGGAGUGCCCAGGUGUGUUUUGGGGUGGGGUAUCAGCCAGACCUCUGCAUCCACGCAUGCUGACACAGCCCUCCUGCAGGAUCCCAGACGUGAGCGGGACACUGGACUGUGUCGUGUAGAGGGCCCUGCCAUCCCCCUGCAGCGCCGGAGAAAAUGAACAAGAUGAAAAACUUCAAGAGGAGGUUUUCCCUCUCGGUUCCCCGGACAGAGACCAUCGAGGAGUCGCUGACCGAGUUCACGGAGCAGUUCAACCAGCUCAACAACAGGAAGAAUGAAGACAUAGCUCACGGGCACCUGCAGCUGGGCAGGGACUUCCAGGCGGACCCGACCUCCAUUUCCCUGUCAGAGGUGGAGGGCCAGUCCCCGACAACUGUACGCUACCGGAACAACAACCAACGCCGCUUCUCCAUGGAGGACGUCAGCAAGCGGCUCUCCCUCCCCGUGGACAUCCGCCUGCCCCCGGAGUUCCUGCAGAAGCUGCAGAUGCACAGCCCCGAGUUCCCCAAGCCCCUCAGCAGGAUGUCUCGGCGGGCAUCCCUGUCAGAUAUCGGAUUUGGGAAGCUGGAAACCUACGUUAAAUUGGACAAGCUGGGCGAGGGCACCUAUGCCACUGUCUUUAAGGGGCGCAGCAAGCUGACAGAGAACCUGGUGGCUCUGAAAGAGAUCCGUCUGGAGCAUGAAGAAGGGGCCCCCUGCACAGCUAUAAGGGAGGUCUCGCUCCUGAAGAACCUGAAGCACGCAAACAUUGUGACCCUGCAUGAUAUCAUUCACACAGAGCGAUCCCUCACCCUUGUCUUCGAGUACCUGGACAAUGACCUCAAACAGUACCUGGACAACUGUGGGAACCUGAUGAGCACGCACAACGUGAAGAUCUUCAUGUUCCAGCUGCUGCGAGGUCUGUCGUACUGCCACCGGAGGAAGAUCCUGCAUCGCGACCUCAAACCGCAGAACUUGCUCAUCAACGAGAGGGGGGAGCUGAAGCUGGCAGACUUCGGUCUAGCCAGAGCCAAGUCAGUCCCUACCAAGACGUAUUCCAACGAGGUGGUCACGCUGUGGUAUCGGCCUCCGGACGUCCUGCUGGGCUCGACCGAGUACUCCACGCCCAUCGAUAUGUGGGGCGUGGGCUGCAUCCACUAUGAAAUGGUCACAGGACGGCCCAUGUUCCCUGGGUCCACCGUGAAAGAAGAGCUGCAUUUAAUCUUCCGGCUGCUGGGGACCCCUACAGAAGACUCCUGGCCUGGAAUCACAUCCAACGAGGAGUUCAAGGCGUACAGUUUCACCCAAUACCUCGCCCAGCCACUGAUCAACCAUGCCCCGAGGCUGGACACAGAAGGAAUCGAUCUGCUGACAAACCUUCUCUUGUAUGAAGCCAAGAGCCGGAUCUCGGCUGAAGCAGCCUUACGACACCCGUACUUCAAGAGCCUGGGGGAACGUGUGCACCUCUUGCCUGACACUGCCUCCAUCUUCACUCUGAAGGAAAUACAGCUUCAAAAGGACCCAGGCUACCGAGGCUCAGUCUUUCAGCAGUCAGGUCGAGGGAAGAACAGGAGGCAGAGUAUAUUUUAAACCCGUCUCCUUCCCUUCAUCACCAUGGAGAUCAAAGCACCGAGGAAGGAGAGGACUACAUGCUGCCACCAGACUCAUCCGCAGAGCGUUUGAAUCUAGCAGGAAGAGACUGGAGGGCACUCUUCUGCCGCAGGCUGCCCUCCAGCUGGCCUCACAAUCCCACUGCUACCACCAGUCUCUUGUCAAAGGAGCUGCAGCGCCUGCUCCUCUCCCCCUCGCUUUUCACAUGGUGCCACCACAGCUGGGGCCCCGCAUGCCGUACCAGGGUAAGGUGCUUUACUGAGUGACUGGCUGCCCUGGGCAUAGCCCCAUGCUCCCCCCAUGUGCACCUGCUGGCGUGCUGUUGGCUGCCGUGAGGUUGGUAAGCAGGCACGCAUGGAGGCUCUGCAGGCGGGAGACAGGGUCUCCGACAGCUGGCAGGAUGGUGGCAUGGAGCGAUCAGGGAGCGGCAGAUGUACCUGCAAACACAUGGUGUGCCUGCAUCAGGCAUCCUCCUGCUCCCAUCGCUGGUGAAGUUGGACCUGGGCUGACAGACUGGUGAAGGACGGGUGUAAAGUUUCCAGCCGGGGGGUAUCUCACGAUGAGCCCCAUGCAGGGCUUUCUGGCAGUGCACACAUAGUAGGACAGAGUCGUUUGACAUGGGGGAGCUCUCCCUUAGCCUCCCCCACAGGUGCCUGAACAGGGGAUCCCUCUUCCCUACUUCCACAUUGGAGCCCAAGCGCUGUCACAAGGCUUGUCUGAACAGCUGCCCUGAGGGCCAGGAGGAUGGAGGGAGUUACGGGAACAUGCCAAUUAGCUGGAUUCCUCUGAUCCUAUCACUUUUCCCAGCAACCUUCUUCCCUGCCCACACUGUAUUUUUUAAUCUCUGACAGCUGGCUGCUAUGUACAGACUUCCCUAGUGCAAUGAUGUAGUAGGACUGAGAAUCGGGGCACACAGAUGGGCAUCAGCUCCAUGCAAAAGCAACACAGCAUUUCCCAGGACGUUCAUCCGGCUGCUCCAGCCCUCUCCAAAACAAGCAAAAUCACUCGUGUCUCACGCUCAGAGCCUACCAUGCUCCUAAUCCACCUUUGGAGAUACGGGCAUGGUCUCCACAAGUGGCUUGAGAGCUGCUGUGAACUCUCCAGCCACUCAAGGCCAUCUUUGAGUUUAUUGCAAAGUGUGAAAAAGCCGGAGUAAGUGUGCCUCCCAGUGCAGGCGUGCUGUGCGUUCUCAUCCGGGUGACAGGUGGAGGAGGAGGCUAGUCCUACCACUGUGAAGCUGCAGCAUAGAAACGGACUGAAAGGUGACAUCCCUGUUAUGCAGGGAGCGUUCCCAAGUGCGCUGCACUCACCUUUCACUCUGUGCUUGAUCGCUGUCGGCUCGUUGCCAGCUUGCACUGCCCACAGUUUCUACGCACGUGCUGAUGUCAGUGGGAUUGAAGCACUUACCUAAAUCUGAGCAUGUACCUAUGUGCGUGGCUGGAUUAGAAACGUUACGCGUGCAUGUUCUCCAUUUAUGCCACAUCUGCUCAGAUAAAAUCAUAUCCUGCCCAAACAGCUCAAACCAAACCGGAAACCAUUUUGGUUGAAAAAGUUGAAAGAAGUUUCCAUUUUUAAUAGACUGUUCCUCCCCUCUCUGCCUCUUCCUUUCUGUGCUCCGUGCUCCCCCUGCCCAGCUGGCACUAACGAAAAUCACGGGUUGGUCACCUGAUUGUGGGACUGGCAGGCAGGAAAUCCUCCAUUCCUAUCCAAACGGCUCCCCUCACAUGCUGCUAGCCUUGGGCAGGUGAUGUCACCUCUCUGUGCCUCAGUUUCCCCAUCUGUCACAUGGGGCUGAUGAUCUUUAGCUGUCUUACCGGGAGACAUAAUGCUCCAUGGCCCUCAGAAAAUGCAAAGCAUGAAGAUGAGGUGGAGAUGGGCUGGUACCUGAACUUCCCCGGUACUUGAGAUGGUUAGAGUCCGGCGUUCCAGCUCAGGUCAGAUGGGAAGCGCUAGGUCCUACAUAGGCCACAGCAGCUUGGAUUUCAGUUGGGCUCAUCCUGGAUAAGCAUCCAUACUUCUGCAUUACUUGAGGUUUGCCUAGUUUCUUUCUCCGUACACCUGGGCCAAGUAAUGUGCUUUUCUCUUUCAUUCUUUAGGGAAAGGCAUGCCUAACCCUGUCUGCAGGGCAUGUGUGCAGCACACACGUGACAUGUUUAGCCCUUGCUCAUACCUGUAUAAAGUGCAUCCGUCUGCUCAGCUUCACAGACUCUGCUCCAGCUGCACCAGGGCUCUCAAGGAAGCACAUGAGAUAGAGGUUUAAAAAAGUGUUUGCUAUAAGACCUAGCCAGUCUGAGCAAGCCUUUGCCAAUGAUUUUUGGCACAGAAGUUCCCUGGGGAGAACAAGGAUUUAUACAGGGGUGGCAAUUCCCACGGAUGGUCACAGGGCAGUGACUCAGUUGGCUGUUCAGCCCAUAGAUGAAAUGUUUCACGGAGGCCCCAUUCAGCAAGGUAUUGGAGUCCACCCCGAAUGCCAGGGAGGCAAACCAUCAGCAGGGUGACUCUUUAUGUGCUCCAGGCUGGGCAUGUGCUGAGUACCUAGCCUGGGCUGAGGGGCAGAGAGGAAGAAGCCAAUCUUCCUACCCACUUUGCAGUGACCGAGCAAGGUCCUUCAGCAGCUGGGGACGAUGUUCCUUGUGAGGCCCCAUCCCUGGCCCGUAGAGCGCUCACAAAUGGCCAAUUCCAGAGGUUCAUCUCGUCUCUCCCCCAAUACACCGUGUCCGUGUUCAGGCCUGUGCCUUCCUCCCUUUCUCAGCUCCAUGCUGUGGGGCCCAUCCAGCUGCGGCAUAAUGCAGAGUCUUUUGUGGCCACCUCUGAGUCAGAGCUGCUGCAAUGCUGCCGUGCUUUGUCAGCGGAGCUGGCAGCAAUGCAGAGAGACCCCGUCUCCUCUGUGUGCCCUGGAGCUCGACCGCACCACCACUCAUGCACACAGACAAAGCCAGCGUGGUGCAUGUUCCCCACGCCAGCACUUGGCACUCUGGUUUCUGAUCACCAACAGGUCCCGUCACCUCCAGUUGCUGCCUCUGAAAAUCGGAUCCCCCUGCCUGCAACACAUAUAGGCAUCUUUUGGUGCAGCCUUCACUCCCCACUCAAAAAAGAGGCCCAGCAUUGAAAAUACCAGUGCAGCAGGAGCAAAGGGAGGUGAGAUCACUGCCUGGAAGGCAGGCAUCAUGUGGCUGCAGAUUGGGACAAAAGGUUAAAGACGAGGCCCAGCAGCACUGCUUUCUUCAAGGUCAUUUGGUAAAGGAAAAAUAUUCUCCUUAGUCCUGUAACCUGCACGCUGUUUAUUCUUCUCUGUACCCUGCAGACCCUUCCUGAAGGAGACCUCGGUGUCAGAACGCUGUUAUUUAUUAGCUUGGUACAUGGGUAUCAGGGUGAGCUUAAGAUAACCCCUUUUGUUCCCGGGCAGUGCGGUGGGUAUUUUGUCCCUGUUCAGUACAGCAAUAGCCAGUGUAAAUAUUUAGCACGCCCCUGAGCAGGGCUUGAUUUAUAAGCCCCUGGUGCUUGUUCAUUUGCAGGGCUUGGCUGGCUGAGUCCUGUUUGCACGAUCCCGAGGUCCCUGCACACACGCUGCCUGUAAAAGCCUUUCCAGCUGCUUCUGGGCUGUAAGUGGAGCCAUUAGGCAAGAUCCUCAGCCACGCAGCUCGUCAGGGCCUCCCUGAAGUUCCUGGAGCUGCAGUGAGAUUUGCAGAGAUGUUUAAAGAGUCUGUGCAGGCAGAGGAGCACUUAGUGGCAUUUGCAAACACUCCUAAGCAAAUCAGUCGUCCAACUUGCAGUGGAAGUCAGUGGAGUUUAGCCCCUGCCUUGCAAAUCCAGUUAUGUAUGUACAUGCUUACAUGCUCAGGUGCCCAAAUGGGCACAGUGAGGGGCCAAUCUGGCCCCUGCAUCAGUUGGCCCCAGCUGAGGAUCUGUCUCCUCUGGCAGCCGAACCCAGUUCAGUUCCUGUGAGCGCUGCAUUCAUAUUUCCAAGGCUGAACCUUUGGUUCACUGUCAUUUUCCAAGCGUGACACUUACAGGGAGCCACUCUCUGCUUUCAAACACAGGUUGCAAUCCCUAUAUUUAAGAACUAAGAUAAGAGGUUUUGCCAGGAAGCUUUGUACCACCCCUUGUCUGCUGCAGUGAGAGGCAGCUUGGUCCUGUAACCUGGUUGUGCCAGUGCCUGGCCCAGUUCAAGUCUGUGAUUCACUAGAUUAGUGACUCUGGGUCUUGGGACUUCCAGCUCCACGGUGGGAAUAGAUCAAGCCAGGUUGCUGCUCUUCUCUCUUAGCAAGGUAUAGAUCAGAAGCAGCUCCACUGACAGCAGUAAAAUUACUAAUUUCAGUAUUGGGCAUGCAGCACACGAGAGCACGAGAGGGUUUUGUGACCAUGACUGUUUCUGUUUUAUUCUGUCCUAGUCUAAAGUCAAUCCAGAAGUGGCUUAGGAAGGUUCUUAGCAUGUAAACCUAGUCCCUGUGGGACUGUCACUCCUCCCCUUCCCCUCCUUUACUGCCAGUAGGUAAAACCAGGACCUUAAAGAGGUUUCCACCCCUCCUGCAUAACCAAACAAUAAACGUCAUAAGACAUUUUCUGACUCAAUAAACUUGAAUCGGUGAGGUUAAACAUCCCUAAAGGCAGCAGCACUGAGCACCAGGAGCUGAAAUGGACUCUAAACAGAGAGCAGACCUGAUGGCUUUGAUGCUUCCCGGUGAAGCUUGUGCAUGGAGUAAAUGGGGAAAAGCCAAGUGGGCUGAAAAUGCUUUAACUUCCUAUGAACUGUCUGAAACUGUUGGAUGGUGUUAGAAAUGAUUUGCUUGUUGGACAACUAAUCAAGCAGUUGACAUUUUUUCAAAAUAAGAAUUUCCAGGAGAGCUGUUGGGGGGACAAGUUGCCUUUUUUCCCAGAAAUUGUCAUUUGUGAUCAGGCGUGGUCAAGAGAGACACGUUGGUGGAACUGCUUUAAGAGUCUGCUUUCACCUGUCACAUGAGCUGAUAGUCACUUGCCAGGGAAGUGGAUAGCUGUAAAGUCAAUAUUAAUGUCUAGGUUACAGGGCAACAAUAAAACGUUAUAGACUUAGUCAUUGCCUUUCACACCCCGCAUAAACGGACCUGUUUUGGCCUGACACACCUCCAGAUCUAGAUCGAGAUUUUAAACAGCACAGCUACAGCAUGUCAGGUUUUACAGACUUACUUGCUCCCUGUUGGGGCUCAAGGUAGUAAACCAGUCACAGCAAAUUCCUAGUUUUCCAAACUGCACGUUUUUCUCAUGAUUUUUGUCCACUCGCGAUGGAGAUCGGGUUAGAACAGGAGCAGGGGGUCAUUUAAGGCUCAGGGUAAAAGCAGAGAAGCAAGAAGGUAACCGAGAGGUGGAAACGGCCUAUCCCUACAGGACGAGGUAUACUAUCACCUCCGCAGCUGUACAAAUCCCUGUGUGUGGACAUGAAACCAGACCCCUUGGCUGGAGCCUGCUCUUGCUCCGUGGGUCGUAAGUCAGGGUGAUGAAAGGCAAAUCAUAGUGCUUAGGGUCAGAAGGGACCUAAACAGAUCAUCAAGUCCGACCCCUGCAGGAACGGGUGCCGGGGUCAUAUCACCCCAGCCAAAUAUCUGCCCAAAUAGGACAGCUUUGCCCUUCCCUUGAUGCCUGAACCUGCAGCCCUCCGCGGUAGAGCCAGCUUUACCCGCAGGUGUUGUCCCAACAAUCAAGGACCCACAUCGAAACCAAUACGGCCGGAUAAUUCCUGGCAGCGAAGCCAACCUACUCCUGGUGGCUUCUCUCACGGACGUGAGACCAAGUACAUAGGGCCUGGUGUGGUGCGCACCGGAGACUCUGGGAAGCCUUUCCCCUGAGCUCACCAGGCUUUGAAGCAGGUCUCUUAACCCCCAGGGACCUGUGCCGACCCCAGCCGUAUUCAAGCCGUCUCGUCCAGCCCUGCAUUAGCACAGGGUGGCCAGAAUAAGCUCAGUGUCAUCAUUGUAAAUCUGACUUUGCUAAAAUCACUCGCUCUGCUAAAGCCUGGAUUUACACUGGUGCAAGUCAGAGCCAAACGAGGCCCAGUGGAUUCGGUAAGUGCAGUCCGCUCUUUCUGAGACUUGGGGUCAAAACAGACAAGCUCUUGCGAGCUGAAGGCCAGGGACCUUUGUCUGACAAGUCCUGCUCCAGCUGUGUCGUAUCUCUGUUCCGUUUCUGUACUCUAGAGUCCUGUACUGAAUGCAUCGUGAUUGCCCUGCAGAGUUCCCCGCUCGCAACGUCCUGUAUUAACAGGCACAAAUGUUAAGAAACCCACUUUCUGGGUUCUUUGCCGCCGCCUUCAUCCUCAGCAUCUUGUUACUCCUGGAGUGGGAAAAAAAUAUAUGCAGGCUGCUGGGUUACCCAUACUGUGAAUGUUCUCCAGUGUGAUUCAUUUGCAAAUACAAAUAAUAUAUUAUAACUAUUAUUGUACAAACAGAAGAUGCAUUUUAAAAGAAAUGAUUUUAAAGAUUUAUUCCGAAAGAACCAAUGAUUUUUUUUUUUUAAACGGGAAGUUUUUCUGGAAUAAAUAGAAAGGUAAAAAAAAAAAAGAAGAAUAAAAGAUUAUAUCCAUCUCUCAAUCCUGUGUCUGAAUGUUUUAUAAAGAUUUCAACUUUUUGUAUUUCAGAUGUGACAUGGACUAUUUUGUGAAUGUGCUCUUUUCUUGCUAAGGCUUAUAUUACAGAUGUAUCGUGAAUGCUGCAAAGCCAAGAUUGGAAAAUAAACUUUACUGAGUACAUGA